AUGUCGAACCAAACCCCCGAGAACUGGGAGGAUGAGCUCUCACGUCAGGCCGAGGGUGUCAACCUGAACGCACAAGGCCGCCCUCAGGCCCAUGCGGCUUCCUUCCAGCCUGGCGCAGCUACUUUCCAGCCCGGUGCGGCCUCCUUCACUCCAGGUGCGAAUUCUUUUGUGCCUGGACAGCAAUACCAGCAGUAUGGUGGUGGCUAUCAAUACUCUCAGUAUGGUCAGCAAUCAUAUGGCUACCCCCAGCAGGGCUAUGCCCAGUAUCAGCAGCCCGCUGGUUACAACCAGUACUACAACCAACAACCCGGUGGCUUCCAGCAGCAGCCUCGCCAGAACGCUGUCCCACAGCAGCCCGCUCAGCCUGCUCAGCCCACUCCCAACCCCGCUGCAACGACCUCUGCCGCCCCGCCGAAAGCCAAGGUCCUUUCCAUUGGCGCUACCUCCUCCACUGCGGCUCCCAAGACCAAGGUUCUUUCGAUUGGAACUCCCGCCGCUGCGCCAGCCAAGUCUGCGGAUACUUCAACUAAAGGUGACUCGAAGGGUGCUGCUGCUGCCGAGGCCGGUGCCAAGGUGACCGCCGCAAAGGCAAUUGAGAAGACCGACAAAAAGGCGGACUCCAAGGCUGCUGCCGCCGGCAAGACCUCUCCUGCCCCCUCCUCUGGCCGUUCCAGCCCUGGCCGCUCCAGCCCUGCCCGAGGCGAGGGUGCCAAGCAGGCUCGUGCUGCCGACGCUGUUGCUAAACAGCAGCAGGCCGAUGUCGAUGAGGCCACCCUGAAGGAAAUUUAUGGCGAGAGACGAGAGCACGUCAAUGUUGUGUUCAUCGGUCACGUCGAUGCUGGAAAGUCUACUCUGGGUGGCUCUCUGCUCUACUGCACUGGCAUGGUGGAUGACCGGACAAUGGAGAAGUAUAAGAAGGAGGCCAAGGAUGCUGGCCGUGAAACUUGGUACCUUUCCUGGGCCCUGGAUCUCACUAACGAAGAACGAUCGAAGGGUAAGACUGUGGAGGUGGGCAGGGCAUUCUUCCGCGUGACAAUCCCCCACCCUGAUGGCCCCAUUGAACGUCAAUUCUCCAUCCUCGACGCCCCUGGCCACAAGUCCUACGUCCCUCACAUGAUUGGCGGCGCUACCCAGGCAGACUUGGGUUGUCUUGUCAUUUCUGCUCGCAAGGGAGAGUAUGAGACUGGAUUUGAGAAGGGAGGACAAACUCGUGAACACGCUCUGCUUGCGCGUAACACCGGUGUCUCAAAACUCAUUUUGGCUGUUAACAAGAUGGAUGAUCCGACUGUUGAAUGGAAAAAGUCCCGUUUCGAUGAGUGCACAGUCAAGGUUAUCAAGUUUUUGGAAGCUCUGGGUUACAAGAAGGAUGACAUCUUCUGCAUGCCUAUUUCGGCCCAAACUGCAGGAAACAUCAAGGACCGUAUUUCCAAGGAAGUCUGCCCUUGGUACGAUGGUCCCUCUUUGCUUGAGUACCUCACGGCCUUCAAGCUUCCAGAGCGCAAAAUCAACGCUCCUUUCAUGAUGCCUAUCAGUGCCAAGUACCGUGAUAUGGGUACCAUGGCUGAAGGCCGUAUCGAAUCCGGUGUUGUCAAAAAGAAUGGCACUUACAUUAUGAUGCCCAACCGAACCGAAGUCCAAGUCACGGCUCUCUAUGGUGAGACAGAAGAUGAGAUCACUACUGCCACUUGCGGUGACCAGGUCCGUAUGCGUCUUCGUGGCGUGGAGGAAGAAGACUUCUUCCCUGGCUUCGUGCUUUGCUCGCCUAAGCGUCCUGUCCACUGUGUGUCUGCUUUCGAGGCCAAGAUUCGUAUUCUUGAUCUGAAGAGCAUUCUGUCUGCUGGGUUUAAUUGUGUCCUCCACGUUCACUCUGCUGUCGAGGAGGUCACUUUCGCCGCUCUGCUUCAUAAGCUUGAGCCCGGCACUGGCCGUAAGAGCAAGCGUCCCCCUCCCUUCGCCAGCAGGGGCCAGACCAUCAUUGCCCGUCUUGAGGUCACUAGCACUGCCGGUGCUGUCUGUGUGGAAAAUUUUGCCGAGUAUGGACAAAUGGGUCGCUUCACUUUGCGUGACCAGGGACAAACCAUUGCUAUUGGCAUGAUCACCAAGCUUAUUCUCCCGGAGAAUGAAGCAUAA
Molecule: messenger RNA, 2130 nt
Organism: Penicillium macrosclerotiorum
Lineage: Eukaryota; Fungi; Ascomycota; Eurotiomycetes; Eurotiales; Aspergillaceae
Product: translation termination factor GTPase eRF3
Exons: 3
Coding region: 1-2130 (709 amino acids)
Biological process (GO): translation; nuclear-transcribed mRNA catabolic process, deadenylation-dependent decay; translational termination
Cellular component (GO): translation release factor complex
Molecular function (GO): translation release factor activity; GTP binding; GTPase activity
Source: RefSeq, a predicted model, not a curated record